This is a messenger RNA of Benincasa hispida (wax gourd), 1092 nucleotides long. NCBI's taxonomy places the organism in Eukaryota, Viridiplantae, Streptophyta, Magnoliopsida, Cucurbitales, Cucurbitaceae. The record is from RefSeq and is a predicted model, not a curated record.
UCCCUUUUUUCUUCAUUCUACUUUAAAACCCUUCUUUUCAAAUCCACUCUUUCUCUGCAACUUCCUCUUCUUCUUCCUCCUCCUUCAUCAAUGGAGCCCAUCAUGAAUUUUCUGUUAUUGGUAGUUUUGGUCGUUGCUGGUUUUGUCAAUUUCCUCCUCUAUUUCCCCACCAAGAGAUUCUCCGCUUGGUUCCAAUCUAUAAAACCCUCUCCCCAAAUUUCCCAUUUCAAAUCCCUUUCCCUUCAACCACCACCGCCACCGCCACCGUCGCCGCCGUCGCCGGAGCUGAAGAAAGUGUUUGGAACAUUCGACAAGAACAACGAUGGGUUCAUAACGAAGAAGGAGCUGAUGGAAUCGCUAAAGAACAUGAGGAUGCUGAUUACAGAGAAAGAUGCAGAGGAAAUGUUGAAAGGGGUUGAUGAAAAUGGAGAUGGGUUGAUUGAUUUUGAGGAGUUUUGUGUUUUGGGAGAGAAAUUAGUGAUGGGUUUUGGAGAAAAAAAGAAAAUAUGUGUUGAAGAUGAAGAAGAUGAAGAUGAAUUGAGAGAGGCUUUUGGAGUGUUUGAUAAGGAUAAAGAUGGGAUGAUUUCUGUGGAGGAAUUGAGUUUGGUAUUGUGUUCUUUAGGGAUGAAUGAAGGAAAAAAAGUUGAGAAUUGUAAAGAAAUGAUCAAGAAAGUGGAUUUGGAUGGUGAUGGAAUGGUGAAUUUUGAUGAGUUUAAAAGGAUGAUGAGAAGUGGAGUAAGUCUUGUUUUAGCACAAUCUUAAUCUAUACACCUUCUUUUCCUUUCUUUGAGUGCAAAAAUGGGUUUAAUGGAGAAAUUUGGGCACUAAUUAAUUAGGUAAUUGUUUUUUUGUUUACCACAUAUAGGAUGAUAGAUCAAACAUCUAAUCGUUGAUAGUACAAAUAUUAUGCUAUGUUCAUUUUGACUAUUAAUUGUUAGAAGGUGUGGAUUUUUAUUUUUAUUUUUAUUUUUAUUUUUUUUUGUGGGAAUUAGUUUUGUGGAACUGGUCGUAGAAUUCUCCCUCUCUGUCUCUAACUGUCCUUUUUUUUUUACUAUUUAUACAAUAAGUUUGUGCAUAUGGUUUCAUUUGAAA